This is a messenger RNA of Pelodiscus sinensis (Chinese soft-shelled turtle), 4009 nucleotides long. The record is from RefSeq and is a predicted model, not a curated record. Lineage: Eukaryota; Metazoa; Chordata; Testudines; Trionychidae.
AUGAGGAAGAAGGUGAGAGGAGUCUUCAGCAGCUGUGGGCAAUUAUGGGAAAGAUCUGAAGGCUGUGUUUCUCAGAUCCCUGAGCAAGGAGACACCUGUGAGAGUCAGUAUAGCCCACAAAGGCAGCAAGGAAACCAUCCAGAAGAAGGGCAGGGUAAAUCCAGUCACAGAAACAGAGUGGUGAAAGCAAACACAGAAAGGGUUCAACAGAAAAUCCCCCAUCAACAGUUACCCUGUGCUUCCAGUGUCUGUACAACUCUUAUUAAACAUGAAAGAGCACAGACAGCAGAGAAACCCUUCAGCUGCUCAGACUGUGGGAAAAGCUUCAGUCGGAGUUCAAACCUUGUUAGACACAGGAGGACCCAUGCACGAAAGAAACCUUUCAACUGCUCUGAUUGCAGGAAAAGCUACAUUUUCCGCUCACACCUUAUUAUCCAUAGGAGAAUCCACACAAGGGAGAAAUCCUUCAGCUGCUCUUACUGCAGAAAAAGCUUCAAGGAGAGUUCAAACCUUGUUAAACACGAAAGAACCCACAGAGGAGACAGACCUUUCACCUGCCCUGAUUAUGGGAAAAGCUUCACUCAGAGCUCAAGUCUUGUUGCUAAUAAGAGAUCCCACACAGGAGAGAGACCUUUCAGCUGUUCUGACUGUGGGAUAAGCUUUAGUCUGUGCUCAGGACUUAUUGAUCACCAAGUAACACAUAGAGGAAAGAGACCCCAUAACUGCUCCGAUUGUGGAAAGGACUUCAAAUACAGGUCAGACUUUGUUAAACAUAAAAGAGCCCACACAGGGGAAAAACCAUUCAAUUGCUCAGACUGUGGGAAAAGCUUUAGUCAGAGUUCACACCUUGUUGUACAUAAGAGAACCCACACAGGAGAGAAACCGUUCAUCUGCUCUGACUGUGGGAAAAGCUUCAGUCAGAGUUCAAGUCUUGAUGCUCAUAGGAGAACCCACACAGGAGAGAGACCUUUCAGCUGCUCUGACUGUGGGAAAAGCUUUAGUCUGCGCUCAGGACUUAAUGAUCACCAGAUAAUACAUAGAGGAGAGAGACCUCAUAACUGCUCUGAUUGCGGAAAAGGCUUCAAACACAGGUCAGACUUUGUUAAACAUAAAAGAGUCCACACAGGGGAGAAACCCUUCAAUUGCUCAGACUGUGGGAAAAGCUUCAGUCGGAGCUCACAUCUUGUUUCACAUAGGAGAACCCACACAGGAGAGAAACCUUUCAGAUGCUCUGAUUGCGGGAAAAGUUUCAGGAAUAGUUCAAACCUUGUUGUUCAUAGGAGAACCCACACAGGAGAGAAACCUUUCAGAUGCUCUGAUUGCGGGAAAAGUUUCAGGAAUAGUUCAAACCUUGUUGUUCAUAGGAGAACCCACACAGGAGAGAAACCUUUCAGAUGUCCUGACUGUGGGAAAAGCUUCAAGGAGAGGUCAGGCCUUGUUAAACACAAAAGAACGCACACAGGUUAGAAACCCUUCACCUACUCUGACUGUGAGAAAUGUUUUAGAUGGCACUCACACUUUAUCUAUCACCUGAUAAUACAAACAAGAGUGAUAGCUCAGAACUCCUUUGAUUGUGGAAAUGGCUUCAAAGACAGGUCAAACUGUAUUCAAUAUAACAGAACCCACACAGGGGAGAAACUCUUCUACUGCUCUAUGGGGGAAACUUCAGUCAGAGCUCAAAUCUUGUUCGACAUCUGAGAAUCCCCACAGGAGAAACCCUGUAAACCUGAAUUUCUUUUUGUGAGGCCUGGGCAAAAUGCAAUCUAUGGACUGUCCAACUUGCUAAGCCAUAAGCUCUGGCAUGGAGAAGGAAUGGAGUUCCCCAGGCAGGCUGCCCUGCAGCCACACAAGCCACUUAAAUAAAUUUAGUUUAGUCAACUAAUCAGCUAUUUGAUGGAAUUUCCCUGGAUUAGUCAAUAAGAAAGGAAGCCACAGUGGGAUUAGUUCCCAGUCCUGGAAGCUAACCCUGAUUUGCCUUUUAAAUGUAUUAAGAGUUGGCAGGCUCCUCCUGAUAGAGGCAGACAGAUAGGAGAAAGCAACUAAUUGAGUGAUUAGUGGACUAUCCAAUAAGCUUAUGCUUAGUUAAGAGUCAGUUAGUUGCUUACAUCUCUACACAGUGAUUUGGCCACCCGGCCCUGUUUCCUUUUAAAACUUUAAUCUCAGAGUUGAGAGGGAAAGCUUCAGGUGCUGCCUAUGCCUCUAGCACAAUCCCAUUGGCCAGUUGCUGGCCAGAAACUGGCCCCUGGGAGCUGCCUGUUUAAAUAACAAGCAGUCACAAAUCACCAAGCCCCUUCCCAUCUUGCUCAGCUAGUCACAUAAGCACAUGGCCAGGCAGGCUGGCUGAGGAACAUUUUAAACUCUGUGUUAGCUGCUAGCUGGUAAGUCUCCUGGCUUUAGCCUCCCCCUGGCACUCCAUUCCCUCCCUUCCCUAACCCUUUGCUCUCCCUACCACUCCUGCUCCCUCCUGUACCUAUACCCUCUCCCAGAUCUGGCACCCCAAUCUCCUGUCCCAGAGCACAAUCAUCUCCUACCCUAGGUCACAUCCCAAUCUCCUGUUCUAGGUCACAAUUGCCUCCUUCACCCAGACUCCCUCCCAAACUCAGUUGUCCCUGCUGUACCCCAGUCCUUUACCCCAAGCUCCCUUCUGCACCCAGCCUCCAUUCCCAAUCCUGCACCUCCUCCAUUAGUAGCAUGGAAGAGUGCAGCUCUUGGCCACUUUCCAAAAUCUUGGAAAGCCCUUCAUCAAAAAUUAUUGCCUAGCCCUGCUUUAAGCUUUGUGGCUAUGAGGCUGUUUUUCAGCCUAUUUAAUGCCAUGUGAGUUGUUCAGGCUCUGCGUGGGAGAAAUACUUCUAUUCACUGGUCUCAACCCCACAGGUCUACCCCCAGAGCUCCAUGGCAGGGUGAGGUUUCUUUCCCCCCUUCAAAGUAGCACCUGAGCUCAAGGGGAGAGAGAGCUUCUCUCGUGGAUGUAGCCUUUCAGUGGCCUGCAUUCAGUCCCCUCUAUCCUUGAGAUCACACCCCUAGCUGGAGCCCUCAACCCUCCACCUUUCAAACCUCUGUCUCAGCCCUGAGGCCCUAAUCUCCAGCCCCAACCCAGAGCCAACUCUUACACCCCUGCUCCUCAACUCUUUCGAUUGUAAGGAAUAAAAGGUUAAGGGCUGGAGCAAACUGCUGGUCCCCGGUCUUACCACGUGAACUUAGUUCUGUGCACCAAUAUGGAAAUAGUGUGCCACACAUUCCCUCCUUAUUCAUGCCCCCUAACAAACUUCAUUCCACACAGGUGUGGGAAAAAUUCAGUGGACCAUUGUUUAUAAAUGCUCAGGCUGUGAUACAAGCUUUAGUGAGACAUCAGUCCUUGUUAGAGGUAGGAGAAGUCACGCUGCAGAGAUACCCUUCAGCUUCUCCUGUGCCACAACCAGCAUCACACCCUCCACAGAGGGUGGUUAUAAAAACCAAUCUCACCAAAUCCAAACAGGUUCUCAUGAUCCCCAAGGAGUGGUCACAUUUUCAGGUCCAUUUACACCUUAAAGCCUACCUACAAGAGCACAUUGUGCCAGUCCUUUAGAAUCUAAAAUCAAAAGAGUGAUCAAUGAAAGGAAGAAAAUGUUGAGAAUAACAUUGUUAAAGGAAAUAAAUUACAUACACCAGGUGCAGUGUUGUGGUUCAGGCUUUUAGCAGAGAUGGAAUAAACGGCUAUUUUAAAUCUCUCUGGAGCACAUCCUUUGUUAGGGUGGAUCACCAGUCCUUUUGGGAUCAGGUUAUAGCAAAGAUGUAUCUGACCUUAUGAGCUGGAAUGAAAAAAAAAAUGGAGAGACCCCCAGGACCCUCUUUACACUCUUGCCCAUGUAGAGGAAAUUCUAUUGUUCUUCCGGUGUGAAAUUACCUCUUAAAAUGGUGUUUGUUGCAUGAACAAGUCACCUGUUCCAUGUAUGACUCAGGCACUGUCUACAGCAGUGUUUCUUAAACUUUUUAAGCCUGAGGAAUGCCAAAUAAUUUUUUAAUGUAAAAC